AUGGAGUCUUUGGAACAGCCGAUUGCUCGUCCUAGCACGAACUUCUACGACUUACCAGCCGAACUGGUGGAACAGAUACUCUUGGAGCUAGACCCUCUGCACGUCGGCGCCUUCGCACAGACCUGCAAGCACUUCCAUGCCUUGAUCUAUGAAGCGCCCGACUCGCAUCUGUGGAGACACCUAUACCUGCAACAGGACCUCGACGACCCUCGGCGCUGCCUUUCGACGCUUCUCGAACCUGCCGGCGAGAUCGACUGGCGCGGGCGCCUAACGCGCAUGAAGCGCGCGCAGGUGGUCGCGAUGGAUCCGCGCCUGUGCAAGCCGCACGAACGUGAAGAGGUGCUGCGCGCGCUUCUGGAUCUCGCCUGUCAUGUCCCUCCCAUGGAUGACAUCAACUCUGAGGACAUAGCGCUCAACCAUCUUUGGGUCGCUGCCACCUUGCGUGGGGGUGCCCUUCUCGAACAGAAGUUGUGGGAGCCUUCGGAGGAGGAGCUGCAGUUGCGCGCGCAGCUACACGCCAUGUACGGCCUCACUCGCAACGAUGUAACCAAGCCCGGCCGUGUUGCCGCACGCGCGCGGGUGUACGACUUUCGGCGGUACUCGUACGCGAAUUACUUCGGGCCGUUUCGAUCAGACGGUUCUUGGAGGGUCGAUUGGGAGCAAGUCCUGGCCAUACACCACUGUAUCAGCGUGCAUCUCGUCGACAUACCGGAGGAAGCUGAAAAUUAUCGUUAUGCUAUCUUCCCCCUCAGCAUGCCGUUCUGCCAGCCCAUAUUAGACGCGCCCGUAGAACAGCUCGGCCGAGAUUGGGCCGGCCUUGAAGGCAGCUGGCAGAUAGUAUUCUGUUUCAUGGAUCAUCACGCCCUCAUCGCGUAUAAUGGAAUACAGCACGGAGAUGACCCCGACGGCCCACUUGACCCCACCCUCGUAACCGAGCCACACUUCAUGGAAGCCUUCCGUGCGAUUGCCUGUGAACUGCAUGCGUCCGCGUUCGAGCCCGACCCCUUGCAUCCCAACCACCCACGGAUACGCCUGGUAGGCACAUGUGGGCAGUACACCCUCGUUGGUCAGGUCGAGCUCACGCGGCACGGCGACGUACGCUGGCACUUCACCUUCAAUGAACCUCAGGAUGGCGGCGAUAACGGGACACCGGUCUGGAGUUGCGAAGGCGUGCAAGUUGGCAGCAUACGUUCGCCAUAUGGUGUGCUCGGGAACUGGACGACCGUCACUCAUGAUAUGCAUGAUCCAAUUGGCCCGUUUUGGGUGCACAAAGUCUUCGAGCCCAAGACCUUCCGGACGUCUAGUGCUGAUGACAACACCAUGUAG
This is a messenger RNA of Peniophora sp. CBMAI 1063, 1326 nucleotides long. NCBI's taxonomy places the organism in Eukaryota, Fungi, Basidiomycota, Agaricomycetes, Russulales, Peniophoraceae. The record is from the annotation of a GenBank genome assembly.